CCUUUAGAACAUUAGACCAACACGGCGUAGACGAUACUGCUUCUUGCGGCGCUUAGUCGCUAACGCGCACUUGUUUGGAGGAAACGGCACAAUCCGGUCUCGCAGGUAAUCGUACGUGUUCAUUUCUGUUACAAUCUUAUUUCCUCCUUGGGAGAUUAAUUGUAAGACUAGACCAUACCACCUGUUUUUGGCCAGUGUAGGCAGGUUUUAGCUUGCCAGGCGGUGCCACUAAAUUCGAAGAGGAAAGAUAUAUAAUCGUACGGUGUGCAUGAAGAAAAUUUUAGAAAUAUCUAGUAUCUACGUAAUCGUCGUGACCAAGUGAUUACCAAAAAUAUUUAAAUUUAUUGCAGGUAAUAUUUAUCUCUAAACAUGCCAAAAAUAAAAAUGAAGACUAAACGACAUUUCAAUCGAAAGAUAGCUGACAAUGUAGAAGCUUCGAUGGCUUUAAUUGAGUUACAAAGCCAAAUUAACUCACUUGAAUCGACCGAAAGUACUUGUUCAAGCAACAAAGGGAUGAAUAUCAGUGAAGACAUAAAUAAUGUGAAUAUUGAUACACGGCAUGGCUUUCAGUCAACCAAUGUAUCAUUAAAUAAAGAGGUUUGCGAAAAUGUCGCUGAAUUAAAUUUGCAUGUCAACAAUAUGGAGGAGAGUUUUCCAAAUGAUACAUCUCUUUUAAAUAAUUCUAUAAUAUCUUCAAAUAGCAUUGAUAGUGAUAGGGACAUAAUAAAUAGUAAUAAUGAUUUAUCCACUUAUGCCAAAAAUGAAAAUAAAGAUACAUCAUUGCGAAAAAAAUUAGCAUCAUGGGCCAUUGAGGAAAAUAUUCCUCAAAAUAGUUUUAAAAAACUUUUAGAAAUUCUUCGGAAUGAAAAUGAUUUGACCCCAUUUCAUAACUUACCUAAAGAUCCGAGGACAAUGUUAUUAACUCCAAGCAAUCUUACUUCUAUAAAAAUGAAUACAGGUUCUUUUCAUUACUUUGGGAUUGCACAGUCAAUUAAUAUAUUAAUUAAUCAGUGUGGUGUAUCCCUUCUUAAUUGUACAUCUUUUGAAUUAGCCGUAAAUAUAGAUGGUUUGCCGAUUAGUAAAAGCAGUUCAAAUUGUUUAUGGCCAAUAUUAGUUCAAAUAAAGUCUAUUGAAGUUUUGAAAAAAUAUGUUUUAAUGGUAGCCCUGUAUCAUGGUAAUGGUAAACCGGAAAACCCAAAUGAAUAUUUAAAAGAAUUUGUAAAUGAAGCAAUUUACUUGACUACGAAUGGAAUUUUUAUAAACAAUCAAAAAUAUGAUUUAAAAAUAAAAGUUAUAAUAUGUGAUACGCCUGCUAAAUCUUAUAUUUUGAAUGUAAAAAGCCAUACGGGUUAUUAUAGCUGCACUAAAUGCAAAGUGGAAGGUUGUUUGAUAAAUAAAAUUUUGUGCUUUUCACACACAAACGCUAUGAAAAGAACAGAUGUUGAAUUUAGACAACAACAUGAUGAAGAUUAUCACAAAGGGAUGACUAUUUUGACGAAUUUGCCUCAUUUUGAUAUGAUUAAAGAUGUUAUACUAGAUUACAUGCAUCUUAUUUGUUUAGGGGUAAUGAAAAGAUUGAUUACACAUAAAAAAUAUGGUUGGGUAUAUGGUAAACAACCAUAUAAACUUUCAUAUAGACAAGUAGAAUCGAUUUCAAAUAAAAUUAAAAACUUAAAUAAAUAUAUUCCUGUUGAAUUUCCACGUAAAGGUAGAUCGCUUGAAGAAUGUCCUCGUUUUAAAGCAACGGAAUUUAAACUCAUACUAUUAUAUACAGGACCUGUAAUUUUCAAACAAAUUCUUGCAAAAAAGAAUUAUUAUCAUUUCUUGACAUUACACGUUGCUACUCUAAUAAUGUGUAGUAAUGAAUUCUGCAAAAAAAUAGACAUGGUGAAUUAUGCAAAAGAUCUAAUGAAAUGCUUUGUUGAAACAAGUAUCGAUAUUUAUGAUCAAGAUUUUGUUUCUUAUAAUGUACAUAAUUUAUUACACAUACAUGAAGAUGUCAUACGAUUUGGCAAUUUAAAUGAAUUUUCAGCUUUCCCGUUCGAAAAUUAUAUGAUGCAAUUAAAAAAAAUGAUAAGAAAGAAAGAAAAACCACUUGAACAAAUAAUACGUCGUGUUUUCGAAUAUAAUAAUAUUCCAAGAUUAGAAAAUCAGUUUGAAAAUAAUAUUGUCGCCAAAGAAUAUUAUAUCGGUCUCUUAUUACCAAAUUGUGUAGGUCAAUACAAGGAAUUAAAAUUAAAAUCCUGUGUUUUCAAAUUAAACACUGCUGAUUGUUAUGUACAAAUGUUUGAUAAUGACAUUGUAAAAAUAUGCAACAUAACAUACUAUAAUAAUAUUAUUUGUAUUAUUGGGCAAAAGUUUCUCGAGAAAAAAUCAUUUUUUAUGAAACCUUGUGAUUCUGCAAUUUUAGGUAUUUAUAUUGUAAGCCUUGACAAACUUAGUAGUUUAAAAAUAUAUUCAUUAGUAGACAUUAAAUGCAAAUUAAUGUUGUUGCCAUAUGAAGAUAAUAAUGCAGUAAUUUUUCCUUUGUUGCACAUGUAAAUAAAAUUUUAAUAUUCUGCAUACUUUUUUGUAAUAAGUUCCAUCAAAGUGUAAAAAUAAAGGAAGAUUUAACUUAAUUAAUUAAGUAAUUAAACUUUUGUAUCAGUUACUUGUAUCUCAUUAAAUUAUAUCCAUUUCUGGUAAGCACUAUGUGACAGUGAUAGUAACGAUUUAAUGGUUGCUGUCAGGUUACGUAACUUACCAGAAAUGUUGCGAGGGUAUUAAUUCUUUAAAGUGUUAAAUGUUUUAUUAUUAAUUCGAUUGUAAAUCUAAAACGAGAUUUUCAUUUAUUAUCUUUUUAAAUAUUUAAUUCAUUGACUUUUACGUUACGCUCUAUAUCUCAUUAAUGGACAGUUUAUGUACAAAUUUUCGUACAUUUUUUGCAUUCUUUCUAUCCAAUAUUAAAUAAUUGUAUAAAAUAAAAUAUGUCAUUUCAAUAAAA
This is a messenger RNA of Ooceraea biroi (clonal raider ant), 2983 nucleotides long. RefSeq lists its product as uncharacterized. NCBI's taxonomy places the organism in Eukaryota, Metazoa, Arthropoda, Insecta, Hymenoptera, Formicidae. The record is from RefSeq and is a predicted model, not a curated record.